CAUGCGCAUAUGGAAGCGGAAGGCCAACCACGCGUGCCAGGCGGAGGGGGACUGAGCACUGCAGCCUGUGGAAUCAUUCGCUUGAUUCAUUGGCAAAGCAGCGGGUAUGCUGCCCACCGAGCGCUCGUUUCCACAGCGAUAAGUGCCUGAAAAUAUCCUCUAAAAGAGAAAUACAUCAGCGCUGCUUUUAGAUGAGUACUUCUGGCUGCGACUUCCUAGUCUGUUAUUCCUGAGAAUGGAUUUUCGAUUUAAUUUUUUUCCUGAUGAAGAUGAAAGCAAAGAGCCCAAUGCUCACAAUGAGACAGAGCCCUGUUCUCCAACACACGAACACCCAAAGACGAGGCUGCCAGAGAAAAAAGUCUGCAUCAAAGCUGCUAAGGAGCACUAUAUACCUGCAGAUGUCACUAAGGUGCUGGAAAAUAAAGUCCUGGAAACAGUAUCAGGGCUGUGCUAUGUAAAUAUGUCUGUCGUGGAACUGACAUGCCAAGAUGGCACCCAUGAAGAAGAUAUUGUGUCGAAAAGUGUUUCUUCUCACUCUGAUCUCAUCCCAGGAGUCUAUGAGGGAGGACUGAAAAUCUGGGAGUGCACCUACGAUAUGAUGGAUUUCCUUUCUGAAGCCAAAAUCCAGUUUGCCAACAAGACAGUGCUGGAUCUUGGGUGCGGGGCUGGACUGCUGGGAAUAGUCGCCUUAAGGGGAAAUGCUGAGAAAGUCCACUUUCAGGACUACAACAGCACAGUGAUUGAGGAAAUAACCAUGCCUAAUGUGGUGGCUAACUGUAUAAAUGAUGGCAGUAAGGCUGACAGCGAAGAUGACAGAAAGAAUAUUAAGCCUCCUUCAAAGAAGCGCAAGAAAUCAGAGUGCCUGCCUGACAAGCUCACCAAGUGCAGGUUUUUCUCUGGAGGGUGGUCUGAAAUCAGCCAGCUCCUGUUAAGCAGCAGCAAGCCCUGUUCAAAAUACGAUCUAAUUCUCACAUCUGAGACCAUCUAUAACCCCGACUAUUACGGUGCUUUGCACGAUACGCUGGCUCAGCUGUUGGCUAAAAAUGGCCGUGUGUAUUUGGCAAGCAAAGUGCAUUAUUUUGGGGUUGGUGGGGGUACCUACCUCUUUGAAAAAUUCCUCGAGGAGAGGAAGGUGUUUAAGAGCAGCACAGUGAAAGAAGUUGAGGAAGGGCUAAAGCGCUUUAUUUUAGAAAUAGCCUUUAAAGACUCCACUUAACAUGAAUUCCAGCAGUGCUCCAAAAUUAUCUUGAUAAAGACAAAAUAUUUUUAUCCUCAUAUGUAUUUUUAAAUUUUACUGGGUUAUUCAAAAUGGAUGAGUUAAUGCUGUUCUUUUCUAGCUAUUGAAAAUAUUUUGACAAAUUCUGAUGCUUGACUGGAAGUGAAGGACUCUUCUGAUUCUGGUAGAGAAGUAUAGUCCUGCAUAAAGUAUCAUCUCUUCAGCCCGUUUUGUUACUUGUAUGUGUUUAAAAAUAAAGCAAGUCACUGUUCCCA
This is a messenger RNA of Centrocercus urophasianus (Greater sage-grouse), 1491 nucleotides long. It is a transcript of the gene METTL18, whose product is annotated as methyltransferase like 18. The transcript is spliced from 2 exons. Gene Ontology annotation, biological process: peptidyl-histidine methylation, to form tele-methylhistidine. The record is from RefSeq and is a predicted model, not a curated record. NCBI's taxonomy places the organism in Eukaryota, Metazoa, Chordata, Aves, Galliformes, Phasianidae. The coding region runs from base 236 to 1216 and encodes 326 amino acids. Gene Ontology annotation, molecular function: protein-L-histidine N-tele-methyltransferase activity.